AAAAAAAAAUCCAAAUUUCUCAGUCUGCCUCUCACAAACUUUCUAGAUCUGUGCGAGUUCUCCUCCUCACGACACCCUCCUCUCGUUCUAAACAGUGCGAGUUCUCAUCCUCUCCUCCACCUCCUUCGUAUUCUCAAUGAAAGAGUCACGCAGCGUUAGGGUUUUGCUGUGGUGGUGAAUUCAUUUCAUAUUUGUGAAGUACGCUGUUGACGAGUCACAUCUAUAUAUGAACUAUAAGCACAACAUUCAUAUGAUGUUAUUUGAUUAAGGUUAUUUCAGUCAGCAGUUAUGGAUCGUAGUCGGAUGAGUGCUAACCGCGCUAGUGAAGAGUAUAGGAAAGGAGUGACAGAGUUUAUACAAUUUGCUUUUGAAAAACUUCAUGAGAAUAAUGGAAGGUUUUAUUGUCCUUGUGUUAAAUGUUUCAAUGGAGCCCCAUUCCAUUUUGAGCUAAUAAUAGAGCAUCUUAUUUGUAACGGGAUUUGCCAAAAUUAUACCAAAUGGAUAUAGCAUGGUGAGUCGGUAAACAAUACAAAUGGGUCAAAAAGAAAGGAGGUCGAUGUUGAUAUGGAUGGUUAUCGGCUAGAAGACAUGAUUCGUGAUAUCGGCCAAGAGUCUUUUCAACAAGCGCAUGUGUAUGACAAUUUGUGUCGUGACAAAAAAGAGCCUUUGUAUUCGGGGUGCACAAACAUGUCACUGCUGGUUGCGGUGUUGAGAUUGUUCAACUUGAAAGCAAGACAUGGAUGGACAGAUAAAAGCUUCACUGAAUUGCUUGAGCUGUUGAAAGAAAUGCUGCCAGAAGGUAACACAUUGCCCAAUCGUAACUAUGCGGCUAAGAAGAUAUUGUGUCCGAUGGGUAUGGAGUAUAAGAAAAUACAUGCUUGCCCAAAUGAUUGUAUAUUGUACCAAAAUGAGUUUGAAAUGUUGAAGAAGUGUCCUAGGUGUGGGCUAUCACGCUACAAAGUGAAGGACAAUGAUUUCGAUUGUGAUGAUAGCUUAAAGCAUCCUCCUGCGAAGGUGUUAUGGUAUCUACCAAUAAUUCCAAGACUUAAGCAAUUGUUUGCUAAUGCAAGAGAUGCAAAAAAAUUAAUAUGGCAUGCAGAUGAGAGGAAACGUGAUGGGUAUCUUCGUCAUCCGGCUGAUUCUUUGCAAUGGAAGAAAAUAUAUGAUUUAUAUCCGGAAUUCGGGAAAGAGAAAAGAAACCUUAGGCUUGGACUUGCUACAGAUGGAAUGAAUCCGUUUGGAAAUUUAAGUAGUAACCAUAGUUCAUGGCCCGUUCUCCUAGUUAUCUACAAUCUGCCUCCUUCAAUUUGCAUGAAGUGCAAGUACAUUAUGUUAUCCAUGAUGAUUUCAUGCCCUAAGCAACCAGGAAAUGACAUAGAUGUUUAUCUCAAGCCAUUGAUUGAAGACUUAAAAUUACUUUGGGAGGAAGGAGUUGAUGUGUUUGAUGCCCAUUCUGAUGAUUAUUUCAAGAUGUGUGCAAUGUUAUUUUGCACCAUCAAUGAUUUUCCUGCAUAUGGGAACUUGUCCGGUUAUAGUGUUAAGGGACAUAAAGCAUGUCCUAUAUGUGAAAAACACACUUGCUACCACCAAUUGAAACAUAGAAGGAAGACAGUUUACCUUGGACAUAGGAGAUUUCUCAAACUGAAUCACCCAUAUCGUAGGUUGAGAAAAGCUUUUAAUGGACACCCAGAAUGGAAAAUUGCUCCGAAAGCCUUAACUGGAAAACAAAUCUUUUUUUUUUCUUUCCAAUGUAGUCGCCAUUGGCAAUUGCUUAUUAUUGAACCAGAAAAACAAAAUGUCGUUUUCUUAUGUUCGAUGGGUUGGAAGCCAGAUAAAAAUCUUGUGCAAAUUGUUAAUUCUGCUAUAGAAGGGUAUAACAAGUUGAGUGGCGUCAGAAAGGCGAGAAAGCCAACAUGGGAGAUUCCCAUAGUAAGUUAAAAAUUAUAUUCAUACAAUAUUAUAAGUUAUAUAUAUAUAUAUAUAUAUAUAUAUAUAUA
Molecule: messenger RNA, 1997 nt
Organism: Medicago truncatula (barrel medic)
Lineage: Eukaryota; Viridiplantae; Streptophyta; Magnoliopsida; Fabales; Fabaceae
Exons: 4
Coding region: 565-1938 (457 amino acids)
Source: RefSeq, a predicted model, not a curated record